Molecule: messenger RNA, 945 nt
Organism: Dromiciops gliroides (monito del monte)
Lineage: Eukaryota; Metazoa; Chordata; Mammalia; Microbiotheria; Microbiotheriidae
Product: olfactory receptor 51F1-like
Exons: 1
Coding region: 1-945 (314 amino acids)
Biological process (GO): G protein-coupled receptor signaling pathway
Cellular component (GO): membrane
Molecular function (GO): G protein-coupled receptor activity; olfactory receptor activity
Source: RefSeq, a predicted model, not a curated record
AUGUCGAUUUGGCCAAAUACCACAAUCAUAUCCCUGACAUUCCUGCUAACAGGCAUCCCUGGCUUGGAAGCUGCCUAUACCUGGGUUUCUAUUGCCUUUUGCUUCCUCUAUGCCAUUGCCAUCUCUGGGAAUAGCAUCAUCCUAUUCAUCAUCAUCACCAAUCAAAACCUUCAUGAGCCCAUGUACUAUUUGCUUUCCCUGCUAUCAGCCACUGACAUGUGCCUGUCUCUCUCCACUCUGCCCACUACUCUAGGUGUCUUCUGUCUUAAUAGUAAAGGAAUUGGUUGGAAUGCUUGCAUUAGUCAAAUGUUCUUCAUUCAUUUCCUUACUGUUAUGGAGUCCUCGGUGCUCUUGGCCAUGGCUUUUGACCGCUACAUUGCUAUCUGUAACCCACUGAGGUAUGCCACCAUCCUCACUCCAACCAGGAUUAUCCAGAUAGGGCUGAUGAUAGUGGGAAGAGGGGUUGUGAUCAUGAUUCCCCUCCUCCUGCUUCUUAAGCGUCUGUCAUUUUGUAGGGAUAAUAUUCUUUCUCACUCCUACUGCUACCACCCUGAUGUGAUCAAAUGUUCCUGCUCCAAUAUCACGAUCAACAGCAUCUAUGGGCUUUUUGCACUCCUUUCUACAUCCGGUUUGGAUGCUCCUUUGAUUGGCUUCUCCUAUGUGCUGAUCAUUCAUUCUGUGCUCAGAAUUGCAUCCAUAGAAGAGCGGUACAAGGCUUUUAGCACCUGCAUUUCCCAUAUUGGUGCUGUGGCUAUAUUCUACAUCCCCCUCAUUGGACUGUCUGCUGUUCAUAGGUGGGGAAGGAAGGCACCCCAAUUUGUUCACACCAUGAUGUCCAAUGCCUUCCUACUUCUGCCCCCUGUACUAAACCCAGUCAUCUACAGUGUGAAAACCAAGCAGAUCCGUAGAGCCAUCAUCAAACUUUUUCUGAAGAAAGGCUACUGA